This is a messenger RNA of Gadus macrocephalus (Pacific cod), 6319 nucleotides long. It is a transcript of the gene myo9b, whose product is annotated as myosin IXb. The transcript is spliced from 41 exons. The record is from RefSeq and is a predicted model, not a curated record. Bases 392 to 5932 code for a protein of 1846 amino acids. Gene Ontology annotation, cellular component: myosin complex. Lineage: Eukaryota; Metazoa; Chordata; Actinopteri; Gadiformes; Gadidae. Gene Ontology annotation, biological process: intracellular signal transduction. Gene Ontology annotation, molecular function: microfilament motor activity; GTPase activator activity; protein binding.
GUUGUUUUUUGUUGUUUUUACCCUUUAGCAAAGUCCUUAUUUACUUUCUAUGCUAAUUAAAUGGACCGGAAGUUAUUUUUCAGCUAUUCUCGCUGACUUGUCGGUCCCCAGCGGUCUGACGACGAGUGCGUGUUAAAGAAAUCUAGGAAGUAACUUUUUUGCGCUCCGAACGGAUUUGACUGUAAUUCAUAGUUGUACGCUUCGACUGGAACCAUAUACAUGUAGUUUCCCUUAGUUUUGUUUAGCCAGGUUUUUCAGACAGCGCAGGUGUCUUUCUAUUAUUUUUUUUCCCUUCAAGGUGUGCAAGCGACAGCGCCAGAGGUGCGGUGAUUCCUGUUUCUGUCAGGAAUGUUUUAACUCAAAAAUGAAAUGAACACUCUUCUCUCGAAAGAUGAGCAGUUUGCAGGGCGCGCAGACGAGCGGUCCCGGUGACCAUCCGUCCCACGUCAUCCAGAUCUACCCUAGGCUGAAACAAGUCACCGCGCAAUGCCUUACCCUGCAGGUCACCGCCGCCCAAACCACUGCCGCGGUCAUACAACACGCAGUGGCCACCCUGGGCAUUGACACGCAACGCUCUUACAGCCUUCUGGAGCUGAAGGAGAGCGACGGGGAAGAGACGGUCCUCGAGGAUGGGGAACACCCCGUGAACAGGUACUUUCUGUGGCCCCCGGAGACCCACAGAUGGCAUCCCAAGAGCCAAGGCUACUACUUCAUCCUGCAGCCUCUGCUCCAAGAGGGGGAGGCCUGGCUGGAGGAGCUGGUGGAGGACUACGAUGACCUUUGCCGGCUCCCGGAGCUGAGCGAGGACGCCCUGCUGCAGACCCUGCGCAAGCGCUUCUACAAGAAGAAGAUCUACACCUACGCCAGCAGCAUCCUGGUGGCCGUCAACCCUUUCAAGUUCCUGCCCUGCUACUACAACCCCAAGUACGUCAUGAUGUACGAGAACCAGCCGCUGGGCAAGCUGAGCCCGCACAUCUUCGCCGUGGCCAACGUGGCCUACCACGCCAUGCUGAACCGGCGGCUGGACCAGUGCAUCGUCAUCUCCGGGGAGAGUGGCUCGGGCAAGACGGAGAGCAGCAGCUACCUGGUCCACUGCCUGACGGCGCUAAGCCAGAAGCGCUACGCCAGCGGCGUGGUGCGUACGCUGCUGGGCGCCGGGCCUGUGCUGGAGGCUUUCGGGAAUGCUACGACAGCACAGAACAACAACUCCAGUCGCUUCGGGAAAUUCGUCCAGCUCAACUACCUGGAGAGUGGGGUGAUCCGAGGGGCCAUCAUCGAGAAGUACCUGCUGGAGAAGAGUCGUCUGGUGUGCAGAGACACGAGCGAGCGGAACUACCAUGUGUUCUACUAUCUGCUCAUCGGAGCGUCCAAAGAAGAGCGGAAAGAGUUCACUCUGUUGCAGCCACAGGAAUACAACUACCUCCAGCAGGAAGACCUCAGUAUAGAAGACGAAGAGAAGCUCAGACACGAAUACAAGAGGCUCCACCAGGCCAUGGAGAUGGUUGGCUUCCUGGCGUCCACAAAAAAACUGAUCUUUUCCAUCCUGUCAGCCAUCCUGUACCUUGGUAAUGUGACGUACACUGUAUCAGAGGAGGGAGAGGUGAUCAAAGUGGGUCCAGACGAUGUCUUGUCCACGCUGUCUGACCUGCUCAAGGUUAAACAGGAGCUGCUGGUGAACGCGUUGACACAGAGGAGAGCCGUGGUGUCCAACGACACGCUGGUUUUACCCUACAUGCUAAAAGAGGCCACCACAGCACGAGACUCGAUGGCAAAGUCCCUGUACAGCGCUCUGUUCGACUGGAUCGUCCUGCACAUCAACCACACGCUGCUCAACCGGCGGGACAUGGAGGAGUCUGUGUCUUGUCUGUCUAUCGGGAUCCUCGACAUCUUUGGAUUCGAGAACUUCCAGACCAACAGCUUUGAGCAGUUCUGCAUCAACUACACCAACGAGAAGCUCCACCAUUACUUCAGCCAGUAUGUGUUCAACCGUCAGCAGGAGGAGUACCUGUCCGAGGGCAUCAGCUGGUCCACCAUAGCCUACGGUGACAACGAGGGCGUCAUCAACAUGUUCAGCAAAAAGCCGACAGGAUUCUUUCACCUGUUGGAUGAGGAGAGCAACCUCCCUCAGGCCACAGAUGGUACUCUGUUGGACAAACUCAAGCAGCAUCACAAGGACAACCCUCUCUUUGUGGGCACCGCAGUGAUGGAGCCCGCCUUUGUGAUCCAGCACUUUGCUGGCAGAGUCAAAUAUCAGAUCAAGGACUUCCGGGUGAAGAACACGGACCACAUGCGCCCCGACGUGGUGCUGCUGCUGCGGGGCAGCGAGCGCGCCUUCCUGCGCCAGCUGGUGUGCUCCAGCCCGGCGGCGCUGUUCCGCUGGGGCGUCCUCCGCGCCACCAUCCGCAUCACGGCCGCCUUCAGGGCCCUGGCCCGCCGGGGGGCCCAGACCGAUGGCCCCCGACGCACCCAAAAGAAGUCCUUGCGGGAGAUCAGGAAAAACAGCCAAAUGUACAAAAGGCUGUCAAGCCCCAACAUGACCCUGGACUUCUCCUUCGACCACUCUGACGAGCAGCCCCUCGAAGUGUUUGAAGACAUCUUUGACAACUACGAGCAGAGAAAAAGAAACCGAAGUGGUCGGCAGAAGCAGAUUAUCCCCAAGAAACUCAUGGACUCCCACUCCCUCAAACACAUCGUGGCUCUCACCGUGAACGGGCGCACAUCCCAGCUGGUCCUCCACCCCCACCAGAGAAAGAAGCCCCCCAGUAUUAGUGCUCAGUUUCAGGCGUCGCUCUGCAACCUGUUGGAGAGCAUCGGGAAAGCCGAGCCCUUCUUCAUCCGCUGUAUCCGCUCCAAUGCUGAAAAGAGGGAGAUGUACUUCGACGAGGCGCUGGUGCUUCACCAGAUCAAGUACUCUGGCAUGCUGGAGAUGGUCCGCAUCCAGAAGGCCGGCUUUGGAGCAAAGUACACCUUCGAGGAAUUUGUGAAGAAGUUCUGGGUAUUGAUGCCGAAGGGGGCUGCGGCAACAUCAGAAGAUAUCACAAAGCUCUUCCAGAAUAUGGGCGUCGACCAGAGUACCUACCAGAUGGGAAAAACCAAGGUCUUUCUGAAGGAGAGCCAAAGACAGCGACUCCAAGAGACCCUCAACAAGGAAGUGAUGCGCUCCGUCGUCAUCCUGCAGCGCUGGUUCCGAUGCUGCCUUAUAAGGAUGCACUUCCUGAACAAGAAAGACGCAGCCCUGCUCAUACAGCGCUGCUGGCGUGAGUUUUAUGAAAACAACCAAGGUCGGGCGGCUAUAAUCAUCCAAACAGCGUGGCGCACUUCCCUACAGAAGUCCGAGAGUCAGGAUGAGGGAAGCAGGGAAGAGAUUUCCAAAAGCGGUCCUGGACGACAGAGUCUGGAGAGGAGAGCGCUGCGCAGACAGGAUGUGGUGGAUAGCAGCCCCUGCAGGAGCCCAGAGCGACUGGGAGACGGUGACAGGACCGGAGGCACGGGGAGAGAGGAGGGCCGGGCGUCCCCUCCAGCCCUCACCAGACCCUUCUCCGUCCCCCUGGACCCCCGACAAGGGCCCUACACCUUGGACCCCUCCCCCUCCUCCAUCUCCCUGCAGCGCUACACCAACAUGGACAGCAUCCAGGUGAAGGGCAAAGAGUGGAAGGAGAGGCGGAGCGAGGGCGACAAGACGGAUGAGUCCAGCCCAGAGAGACUGACUCCCAAGGCCAAAGUAGCUUACCAGGCCAGGGGGAAGUCCAUGUCUGUGGAUGAGUUGUCAAAACUCAAACACUCGUCCGGCUCUGAUAGCUCGCCUUCUUCCCAGGAGUCAUCAGCAGAACCCGACGGGAGCCGGUACAGCCUGCCUCCUAAAAGCACCCACGAGAGUUCCCUCCGAUUGAGCCGCUCAAACCCGACCACCCCCGAAAGGCCUUGGUUUCUCAGCAAGAUCUUGAGGAAGAAGGCUCCCCUAAUGAUCGAGGCCCACAAAGAAGAAUCUCCAGCCGCACUGGCCGCCUCCUCCAAACAGCCGCAACCCAGGCCCGGCCAGGACAGCUUCAGAGUCAGCAACCCCAGCAUCCUGAUCAGCCGGGCCACACGCGGCAAGCAGCUGAAAGCCGCCCUGGACCGAGAUGUGGCCAACAGCAAAGAGCUGCGGCACCUGGACGAAUUCCUGGGCAGUCAGGUGAUGGAGCUGAACGCAAGGAUAAAAGAUCUGUCCGCUACAGAGAGCAUCUUCCUCUCGGCCACCUCGGAGUUCAGAGUCAUUAUAAAGUGCAUGUACGCUUACCCGAAGCCCCAGGUCAGCUACAUAGACCUGCUGAAAGGUUACCACAACAAGGUGAACCGACUGGCCAGCCCCCACCGGUUGUCGGAGGUGACGCUGGUGGUCAACCUGUUCCAGUCCAUGCUGGACGGCUUCAUCAGGGGUCUGGUCAAACAGGAGGAGGCCGAACCGGUCAAGAAAACCAAAAAGAGGAGAAAAAAGGAAAAAUGUAUGGAGAACCCUCUGGAUCACAUGUUCAGCACCUACCAGGUCAACAUCAUGCAGUCAUGUGACCUGUGUGGUUCCUACAUCUGGGGGAUGGAGAAGGCCUACAUGUGUAGUGCUUGCAAAUUAAUAUGCCACAAGAAAUGCCUGGCCAAAAUCAUCACAGACUGCUUGACACGCUGUGCAAGGAAGGACAGCAGCACGUCCGGCUCCCUUCACUUCGGGGUGGACGUGAGCGUGCUCUCCAGCCCCGCCCAGCCGGUACCCCAGGUGCUGGAGAUGCUCCUGGUGUACGUGGAGAUGAACGGCCUGGACACCGAGGGCAUCUACCGCAAGUCCGGCUCGGCGUGCCGCGCCAGGGAGCUGCAUCAGAUACUGGAGACAAAUCCCGAGACGGCAUCUUUAGAAAACUACCCCAUCCACACCAUCACAGGCCUGGUCAAACGGUGGCUCAGGGAACUCCCAGAACCCCUCAUGACGUUCAACCUGUACAAUGACUUCCUGCACGCGGCCGAGUUGCCAGAGAAAUCGGAGCGAAUAAGAGCCAUCUACCAAAAGGUUGAUGAACUCCCUGAGUCGAAUUACAGCACACUGGAGCGUCUGAUCUUCCAUCUUGUCAAAGUGGCGAAGGAGGAGGUGCACAACAGGAUGACGGCCUCGUCCCUGGCCAUCGUUUUCGCCCCUUGCAUCAUGCGCUCCCCUGACGCCGACGACCCCUUCCUCGGCAUGAAGGAUGUGAACAAAACCACCCAAUGUGUGGAGGUCCUCAUCAUGGAGCAGUUCAGGCGCUACACCGAGAAGAUGCAGAACAUCAAGGAGCUGGAGUACGCCGAGACCCUGGCCAUCCACCAGCUCCAGCUGAAAAGGCAGAACACGAUUGCUGAGAAAGAUGCAGAAAAGGAUGCUAUGCAGCAGAUCAACUUUGACAAUGACUACGAGAAGAGCCUCAUCGAGAGAAUCAAGUCCAUCAAGGAGGAAAAGGAGGACCUGGCGUGCACGCUUCCCGACCUGGAGCAGGAGACCUCCGACGACAACCUGGACAACCAGUGGUCCGUGAGCUCAGACAGCCUGGGCUCGGACCGCCUGGGGAGCCUGGACUCCGAAGGGAAAUGUUCUGGAGCGCAAUCGACGACAAGCCAAAAGCCUGACUGCCCCCCCAAACCCCCAGACCUGGCUGAAAGAGUCAAGCAAAGGAUGGGUCGGACCGACGAGCCCCCUCCACUGCCACUGACUGAACCCCCACCUCUAGACCCACCGGCUGACCAGGCCGGCCCCUCACAGCCCACCCCGACUGACGGCCCCUCCCUCCCCGUAGUACCCGCCCUUCCCAAAGGGCCCCAGCUCAAAGGGAAGAAGAUCAAUGGGAAUUUAGAUGGCCUGGACAUCCCUUUUAUAGACGAAGACACGGAUAACGCAGACAAGGAACACUCUGAACAGUGCCCUGGGAUAUAAGACGGAGCAGCAUUUGUAGCAAGAGAAUUACAAGAGCUGUGUUACUGCAACAAGAGAACAAGAACUGUGGAUUCUCUGCUCUCUCCUGCCGAUCCGAUCUUUCAUGAUGGAAGCUGCUGGGGAUUUAGUCCCGCAACUCUUUUUGUGUAGGCCUAUAUGAUGGGAGAUUUUGUAAACUUUUUCUUCAGUGUUUUAAAUAUCUAUGGUAACAUGGUUAUUGUAUGCAUAUAAUAACGUUAACGACCAGGCAAUAUGAAAAUGUACGUGUCCUUUUUUUAUGCUUUCCACAUUUGGAACUACCACCUUUUCAAUUCGAGUUGGUAUGGGGAAUUGGCAAAUUUAAAGAUGCAAUAUGUAACAUUUCUGCAUUAAAAUACCUACAACUGA